GUUUUUAUUUGAAGCACAAUUUAUUGCAUGAAUUAUUAAUCAUUAAAUAAACAUUUUAUCGUUUGUUAAUGUAAUUCACUCAUUAAUAAUGUGAUACACUCAUUCACAAUCAUUGCUCUCGUAUGGUUCGCGCUGAACGUGCAGAUAUUGAAUAUGCAUCAUGUUAUUUUUCUAAUCUAACCUAAAACAAAUUCAGAUCUAUUGCACUAAGCCCGUUCGUCUGUCUGCAUAAUCCUUAUUUUCCUACUCUGGCUUCCUCUAUGUAGUUUCCUGCCUCAUGCUUCAAAAUAUCCCCGAUACUGUUUGCAUUCUGUAUUUCUGCGCUAUUCCAUUAUCGUCUUAAUAAUUUAAUUUUUAUCUAUUGAAAAAACAGUGUUGACAGUAGAAUUAACGGUUUGUAUUUUAAAGCAAAACUGCUCGAUAACAUCUUCUGCCUGGAGCCCACCAUGGUUUACGCAGUAUUUCAGUAUAAGUCUUUUCUCACGGAUUCGCCUUUGGGAAUCACGUACGGGGACAUGACGUUAUCUUCAUAAGUUUGUUUUCUGGGACAACAUCGCACGAAAUAAAUUUAGUUUUAGCAAAAUAUGUAUUCAGUAUAGCAGAGGGUAAAGCCGUGCUUUAUCUGACUAAUUUCAUCAGAGAAAUAACCCUGAAAUUCGAAAGAUGGUAGUUUUAUUAAAUAUCGAUAUCACAUCGCACUUAUAGGUCUAUUCUUAAAUUAAUUCCUUUUGUGUGCCUUUUUAUCCGCUACUAGUUUUUUUUUUAAUCUAUUAUGUUAACAUGUAUAAUUUAUCACAGCGUUCUGCGUUGUAUUCGUUAUAUUACUCCUUGUGUUGAUUUAUUGGUCGUAUUGGAUACUUUGGCGGCAAGAAAAUUCAUCAUCGUUGAUGAAAUUGGUCAGCCAGAUAACAGGCGGCUUUUUCCUUCUACUAUUAUUUUAAUUAAAACAAAGUUUUUUUGUGCUGUCUUGCCCCGGGAAACAAACUUGUGAAGGUGGCAUGUUGAUUUUUUUUCAACGCAAGCCCCAAUCCGUUAAGUCGUUGUAGAGUUACGAGAGCUGGAUUUUUUAGCUAUCGGAACGGUUACUUUUUAAAGAUAUGCAAAUCAUCAACAUUUGAUAGGCGAGCGUAUCGUACUAUCUUCUUUUAGGGUUAAGUCCUCUACGACACAAAAAAUUAUCGGUAUCAAACAACAGUAGUUAAAACCAGCGAACGAGUUGUCAAUUUGCUACGCACGUAGAUAUAAUCGUUAUCGAUAUAAUAAUCGAUAUAAUAAUGUUCAAAUCGGUCAUUUAAUGGGCCAUCGGAUUAGUGGCUGCUCGCUCGGUGGCGAAGUGCUUCAGCUUGUAAAUAUCAAGGCAUCUUUUUUCUCUGGAGCCGACGGAAGAGGGCGUCGUCCGACGCUAGCUUGCAUCCCGCCGCCUAUGCGAGCGAACCUGCAUCUGGCGUACUGUUACUCUUAUCGCUGCUGCUGUUUGUUCCUUGACCUAUUAGUACCUGCUUAGCUACUUUACAAACGGCAGCGAAGACACGAAACAGAUAGGCCCUUUGAGACAAGGAGUGUGAAGCUUCGGUUGGGUAUGCAGGAGGCCUAGGGGUACGGUGAGCCAUGCAGGGAAACAUGUGGAGAAGGAGUAAGGGCCCAAAGGGGGGCCACUGGCGCGACCAGUGCGGGCGAAACAUCUGCAGUUCCCAGCCAGCUAUUGUAAAAAGAGCAGUCAUCUAUUUGCCCGCUAGCCAGCACGACACACACCCAUUUACUACCAGCCUUUUUCUCUUUAUUGCAUUUUCUCACAUUCGUCUGACGUGCACACACACACAAACACAUUCAUACAUAGACACAUACUUAAACAAGCUUCUUGCGUAGUGUAUUCUCUCAUGCGGUUUGUUCCGGCUCGGCUUGCCUCUUUAACGUUUGUCAAUAUGCUAACCAUCCACAUACGGGAACCCACCAUGAAGACAAGGAAGGGGUACACCCCAAGAAGUAUCGUGCGCCGCCGUUGGUAAGAAGGCCUCUGCCAAACAGCCAGCACACGCGUGAUGGGUAGCAGCUGUAUAACAAGAGGCCAUUUUUCGUCGUAGGCCUCUACGAUGUACAUAUUUACCCAACUAUACGCUCUUCUACACAAAGAUAUAUGGAUUCUACGAAUAAAACGACACUACUGUACAUCUUUAUUCGAGCUAUUAAUGCCUCUAUUUGUUGUCGGUAUGCUCUCAAGUGGUCUUAACAAAGCCGCUCCGGAAACAUCAGGACGGGGAAUGUGGUAUAACGCGACCAUUUAUCCACCCAAAGAGCCCUACACGGCAGAGCAAAUCAAAUUUCCGAUGUCCGCUGGACGCCAAACAUCUCGAAUCCAUAUCAUCUAUGCACCUCGAACGAAAUACACGACCCAUAUUGUUGAGUCUGUUUUCAAUCUUGCCCGAAAUGUUUCCAUUACGGGUUUUGUCGGUAGCAAGGAUCUUGAGGUGUAUUUAGCAAAAAUUAACGGCAGCGUUGAUCUGUCCAUUAUCUUUCGGUCGGUGAGCCAACCCAGUCAUUUGAGUUAUACCCUACAGUAUGGCUUCGGUAGUUUAAUGCCAUCUGGCAACGCGCUUGGCGACUUUGCUAGCCCUAGGACGCCUAGGUCCAUCAUGGAAGAAACCCUGCUGUUCCCAACAAUGUACGCAGUUUUCAAGGAACAUGCAAAAUUUUACAAGCUAAAAAUCAAUGCGCGACUGGAUCCUAUACGGCCCUUUCCGACUGACCGCUACUAUUUUCGGAAAGCAGGCAUGAAGAAGGAUCAAUCUGCGGAGGACGCAACGUUUAUUCGGAUGAGCGACAUGAUCAUUUUGUUUAGCUUCAUUACAUUCAUAUGCUCCUUUUCAAAAGGUAUUGUCGCGGAAAAGGAGACUCGCCUUCGAGAAAUCAUGCGAAUGAUGGGCCUGCCAGACAUUGUGUACUGGAUUAACUGCAUGCUUGUAGGCACCAUACGAGGCGGGUUGAUUGCGGUGAUACUCAUGAUCUGUUUAUGUGACUUCGGUGUCGCGCAAGUAUUCGUGUACUCAGACGCGUCGGUGAUUGUCCUGUUCUUCAUUGUCUUCACCAUGGCAAUAGUUAAUUUUAGUCUGCUGUUCACCGUUCCAUUCUCUUCGCCGAAGAUUAUGGUAUUUGUGGUAUUUAUCGUGCAAGUGGGCACUGUAGCUAUGAUAGUCACGUAUGUCGAUGAUCCUGCAGGAGGUCUUACGGGUUACAUGUCAUUGACUGUUCCGUUCAAGUUGGCCACCUCCCUCGUGCCUCAAAUCGGUAUUCAUUGGCUUAUGAAGCUUGCCUCGUUUUCCGAGCAAAAGGGUGAAGGUCUACAAUGGCACAAUAUAAAUCAAGCUGUCAUCCCAGGUGAUAAUAUCGCGCCAAUCGAGAUUAUAUACGCAAUGUUAUUAUCGUGGCUACUCUAUCUUUUGCUCGCGAUGUAUCUGGAUGCCAUUAAUCCUUGGCAAUAUGGAAACGCAAACCACCCGCUCUUUUUUCUGCUCCCUUCCUAUUGGUGUCCCACCGUGGCGGAUUUUUCACAUAAAGCUUCUGUGCGAAAUUCCAACAAAGAAAUGAUAGAAAACAUAUCAAAGAAAUUGCGGGUUGUUGUUCGUCUGGUUCAAAUCUCGCAUAGAUUUGGGCCAAUUCGAGCUCUUAGCAAUUUGUCAGUCGAUCUCUACUGUAAUCAAAUCACCAUGUUACUUGGUCACAACGGAGCCGGCAAAACGACGCUGAUGAGCAUCCUGACGGGACUUAUACAGCCAGACCAUGGGGAAGUCUUCAUAAACGGUUACAGCGUAAGAAAGCAUACGCGGAAGGCUAGAGAGAGCCUUGGAUUCUGCCCUCAACACAAUGUGCUCUUUGAUAAGCUCACAGUUAUGGAACAUUUGGUGUUCUUUGGUAAGCUCAAAGAUGCCGAAGAGAAUUACCUGAGGCAGGAAAUAAAGCAUCUACUAUCGGAACUUGACUUAACGCAGAAGUCGAAUUCGUUUUCUAAGGACCUUUCUGGCGGCAUGAAAAGAAAAUUAUGCCUCGCCAACGCCAUGGUCGGAGGCAGUGAGAUAGUGAUCCUCGACGAGCCUACGGCUGGAAUGGAUCCCGAAGCUCGACGCGCUGUAUGGGGACUUUUGCAGGAUGAACGACGCUAUAGGACGAUCCUGAUGACAACUCAUUACAUGGAAGAGGCGGACGUUCUGGGCGAUCGAAUUGUGUUUGUGGCGAAAGGACGCCUUCUGGCUGCCGGAUCUCCGAUGUUCCUGAAGAAGAAGUUCGAAACCGGCUAUAACCUUCGGCUAAGCAAGAAAAGCUUGGACGUUAACACGGCCCGCGUCGUUGCCGUAAUAAAAAGAUGUCUGCCUGGCAACGAUAUCGUUAAUCUAGAUUCGGACAUUGGUUACGAGUUUGUCGUCAAUAUUGGCUUCCCUUCACCACAACAGCUCGUCGAACUGUUCAGAUAUCUUGAGGACAACUUGAGUACUCUCGGAAUCCACAGUAUUGGCAUAUCAAUAACGACAAUGGAAGAUGUAUUUCACAAGGUGGGCGAAUACGGUGAAGCCAAAUCUAAGGACGGUAUCUUCUCACGAGAUAGUGAAAAAUUCGAUUUUACAUUUACAGAGGAAUUCAAACGCCCAUUUUUCAUUCCCGAAGGUCAUCACCUGAGUAGACUUCGAUUAAAAGCACUCCUAAAGAAAAGGUGGCUUGUCGGUCGUCGAGAAUGGAGAACCCUAUUCUACCUUGGAAUUGUGCCAGCUCUCGCCACUAUGUUUUAUUGUAGUUCAACUGGGACAAAUCUUACAGAUAAUCUGCAAAAACCGAUUACGUACUCGUUGUCUCAAAUUGCCCGCAAUCCUAUCGCUUUUGUGACCAAAAAACAGGACGGAGUCGUCAGAAACUUUGUUAAGGCCCUUAAGUCUGAGCAGGUAGAAAUAAAGACGUUGAAUCCAGGCCAAGAUAUUGGUAAAUACCUGCUGGGUAUAGCUAGUUCUGAACCCGCAAACUAUAAGUCUCGCUGGGUUGCUGGCGGAGAAUAUGAUGGACGGAAUCGCGUUUUGUGGUACAACGGCGAACCGUAUCACGUCGGCGGCGCUGCUUUAGCUACGUGGCAAGGCGCAAUGCUUGCGGAGGCUACUCGAGAUCCGACCGCAAUUGUAAACGUCACGGGCCUGCCACCUGCGAGUGCGAGGGUCCAAAAUUUAUUACAUUCUGUAGUGGUUCAAUUUCAAAUCAGGUUCAUGGCCAGUGUCGGUGUAACGUUUGCAGUAUCGUAUAUGCUUUGCAACGCUGUAGUACUCCCAAUCGAGGAACGGGUCGCAAAAGUUAAACUGGUGCAAAUUAUGACCGGACUUCCCCGAUGGCUGUACGUUUUCUCAAAUGCGGUCUUUGAUCUGUUGUCUAUGUUUGUCACCGUAACGAUCAUGGUGGCAAUCUUCGUUCUAGUAGAUCCCAGUAAUGUGUACGCAGUAACGCAAAACCUGGCGGCUUUAAUCGCGGUUUUGACCCUCUUCUGUUUCUCCAUGCUUCCUCAGGUGUACAUUAUCACCUAUAUUAUUGACGAUUCCGCGACGGGACUUUCGGUCGUGCAGUAUCUAACAUUAAUACCGGGGAUUGGCUUGGGAAUUGUGAUUGCAAUGUUUGAAUUGAUUGCUAUCUUAACCAACGAAGCUCUCCUUCUUCCUGUGAAGCUGGGCAGCCUAAUACCUACCUUUGCCGUAUCGUGGGCGAUCAGCAGCAUUCGCUCAAAUACGAUCGGCGAAAAACUCUGCGAAACUGUCCAAGGAUCCGAACGCAUUAUAAUGUGCAGAAUGCUUCCGGAGUUGUACAGACUCUGCUGCCAGCCAUGUCCUGAAGGAGGGCCAAAUAUUUGUUACGCUGGCCAACGGGAUGCAUUCGCUUUCGACACACGAUUUGGCUGCGGGUUACAGAUCGUUUGUAUGACGAGCAUCGGCCUAAUGGGCUGGGUUUUCUUAUCUAUCAUGGAGCUGUACUACAUGAAAACAGUGGAUUAUCUGGAAAACCUAAAAAAUAACGGACUACGGGGAUUUCGAAUGCUUUGGCAUAGGAAUGACCAAAGUGGAACAAUGCUAUUUGGCCCAGAGGACCCCGAUGUAGUCGGUGAGCGAUUUCAGGUCGAACAGGCCAUUGAUACCAAUUCCACAAGGGAAUACGCCAUGGUUGUUCACGAGUUGACGAAAUACUACGGGACGUUCUUAGCCGUAAACAAAAUUUCAUUUCUUGUCAACAAAAAAGAAUGUUUCGGCCUUCUCGGCGUGAACGGUGCGGGCAAAACGACAACGUUCAGCAUGUUAAGUGGCGACCUAAGCGUUUCAAGUGGGACAGCGUACAUUCGAGAUCAGCAAUUGCACAACAAUGUUCAGGGGUUUCAGAAACUUAUCGGAUAUUGUCCUCAGCAAAACGUCCUGAUCGAUAGCAUGACAGGAAACGAGAUGCUCCGGCUUUUUUGUGCUCUUCGCGGCGUAGACACCGAUCAAACGGAUGCGAUAAUCGAACUGAUUGUACGUCUCACCGAUCUUUCAAGUCAUGCUGAUAAGUUGACAUAUAAUUACAGUGGUGGAACCAAGCGGAAAUUGUGCGUCGGUUUAGCAAUUGUCGGUAAUCCGCCGCUUCUCUUCCUUGAUGAGCCAACGGCGGGCAUCGAUCCUACAGCGCGUCGAAAAAUUUGGGGUACGCUAACAGCUCUUCAACGCGAAAUAGGUUCAUCGUGCAUGCUGACAUCCCACUCGAUGGAAGAGUGCGAAGCGCUCUGUCAGCGUAUUGCCAUAAUGGUGGCGGGUAGCAUCCGCUGUAUCGGCUCUUCGCCAGAUUUGAAACUGAAGUUCAGCCACGGCUUCACUGUACUGGUGAAGUUAGCCGUUGAUUCACCUCAGCAAGAAAAAGCAGUCAUUCACUUUAUGCAAAGCGUAUUCCCUAGUGGAUGCCGACUCAAGCAGAGCUAUCAGCGCCUGCUGACGUUCCACGUGUCGAAAGCGACCCUUCGAUGGAGUGUGGUCUUCGAGCGUAUCAUGACUAUGCGGAAUGAUCCAGCACUUGAAAUCGAAGAUGUCCAGGUAUCUGACACGUCAUUAGAAGAGAUAUUUCUCUCAUUUGCAAAUCGAGGCACUUUUACCGUGAAUGCCGAUAUGAGCACGCGUUCCGAAAGUUCUUCUGAAAAACUAGAGCCCAGUGAUGCCAGCGAGACUCAGCCAGCGAUAGAACGCGAUCAGGAAGAUCUAUCGGACAGUAAUUCCGAUACUGUUGAAAUCAUUGGUGGAAGAUCUAUUUCAAAGCGUAAGCGUAUGCCUUUGUGGGUGCUUGAACGUUUACCAGACCAUCAUGGCGAUGGCGAUCCCGAUCCCGACUCUCCACAUAUACAUCCGGUUGUGCCUCGAAGCUCAAUGCCGACAAACGUGCCCCCGGUUCCGAGAAAGAUUCUAGCCGACCAGGCAGACCUGAAGCCACACCGACUUGAGGCCGGCAAAACUCGAAAAACACCCUCCUCUCCAACAGCUGCAGAUGUGGGCGGGAACGAGAAUGCCGAAGUUUUAAGAACUAGUAGGCGCCAUCCUAUUUCCGAGGUUCGGCGGAAAUACGACGUCCUGCCAAAAGAAGGAAUUACUAAAAAUGCCAGAAACCUCGCAUCGAGUCAGUCCGAAAGCACUGACGGCAAAAAUCAGCUUCAACACCCGAUCAAACUGUUCGCAGCCCAUAAAAACGAUAUUGUUAAGCCAUUUUCAGCUUCCAAGAGACCCAGCAAGGAAUCGCUUGACAAAGGGAAGCAACCACUGACACUGGCCUACAGUCUUGCUACGACAAACUCCGAUCAGACGCGAACUUCGCCAACGUCAACGCCGUCGUCAGAUACCGUGGAAAGCAAACGUAUCCAUUCCAUCGCCUUACCCGACUCCUAUCAGUAAUUCGUUGGCAAGGCAGCAUAUGAAAUCUGUACAGCGAGUGAUCAGUAUCUCAUUUGCUAUUCAGACUACUAAUUUACUGUCUUCUUAAU
Molecule: messenger RNA, 8005 nt
Organism: Varroa destructor (honeybee mite)
Lineage: Eukaryota; Metazoa; Arthropoda; Arachnida; Mesostigmata; Varroidae
Product: phospholipid-transporting ATPase ABCA3-like
Biological process (GO): transmembrane transport; lipid transport
Cellular component (GO): intracellular membrane-bounded organelle; membrane
Molecular function (GO): ABC-type transporter activity; ATP binding; ATP hydrolysis activity
Source: RefSeq, a predicted model, not a curated record